GCCGCCGAGCAGGCGGCCGCGCGGGGAGGGCGCGAAAAAGGGGGAGAGUGAUAAAAGCUAUUAGAAAAAAAAAGAGAGAGAGGGAGAGAGAGUUCGAGCGAAACAGGGCCGCGUCGCCCCUCCGGCGGCUCUGCGCGGAGCAAGCGGGGCGGAGGGGGGUUACCUCGCCGCGGAAGCGAGGCCCCGCCGCGCUGCUCGGGGCGCCGCCGAUGGAGCCGCCCGCGCUGAUGGUGCUCUACGGCGGCGGCUGCCUGGAGGCGCGCAGCGCCCGCGGCUCCCGCCUGCGGCUCUCGGCCUGCGGCUCCGAGUACCGGCUCGGGCGGGCGGCGGCGGCGGCGCGGCAGCGGGUGCCCUUCGCCGUGCGCGGCCGCAGGGAACAACUUCUACAAGCUCUAGAUUUCCGGAACAAGUUUUCCGCUCGCCCGUACUUACCUUCGAAUAUUAUACCCCCAGAAAGAAAAAAAAUUCUUCUCAGUGAUAUCUUUGAAGUUAGAUGGCCUGACCCUGCUACUACUGAUCUGACAACAUGCAUAAAUAAUAGCAAUGUGAAGAUCUCAUCAGUAGAUGGUUAUGCUCACCUUUACCUGUCAGAAUUGCAGCAAGAGUUUACGGUGGAGUUCUUAUGCAAAGUUAGUCAACCAUCUCCUGCAUCCUUACGCUCCUCUCAAAAGAGUAAUCAUCAAACCAAAAAUCAGUGUGGACAAUCAAGUAAAAAUGCUGUUCCAGAAAUGUCAUCAAGACAAGUGAGGACAGAGACUAAGGAGAGUGAACAUGGUUGUGCUGAAAGUAAAUACAGAGAACCAACCAAACCAAAGGACCAGAAAGACAGAGACGAAGUACCUUUGUUCUUCACAAGUUGUUCUUCUGAAUACACGUGGGUUACGCAGCAGUGGUCUGUUUCCUCAUACCCAGAAGAAUGGAAAUACCCUUUGUCAUUGGCGUUAAUGUUACUCACUCCUAACAGUGAAAUGGAAACUCAUGAGGAAAACAGCCAUACAUCUAUAGGAUCUGAUGUUUUAGAAGACUCUGAAACAUAUGAAAAAGUUUCUCGUUUGCCCACAGCUUUGCCACUCAGCUGCAGUGCACCACAUUUACACAGAUGGAGUUUCUGUGACUUCUUUCAACAGAAUAAUGAAGAGAGUGAAAAGCAUUCAUACCCUCAGCUAAUUCAAAUUGUGUGGUGCCAAGGUGUGUUUUACAGGUUUAUUCAUGGUAAUACCACCAUUGUAGAAAUUUAUCCUGAUGAUGGCACUUUUUUCAAGUCAGAAGGAACAUUUUUGGGAAAGUACUUCAAACACUAUACAAUUCAAAAAGGAACAAAAAAGAGAGAAGAAAAGAUGUAUUCAGUAAACAGUCUACCUCCUGAUGUACCAGGAAGUCCGUAUUCCAUAUCCUCCAUUAUUACUCAGGCAACCAAGAUGCUUCAGUACUGCUACAAGGCUAAACUUUCAUUAACACAUAACUAUAGUAUCUGCUGCUGGAAAACGAUACCCGAGACAGAUGGACGUGAAAUGUUGCCAUUUUUGCUGGCUGAAAAAUUUAUUCAUGGAAUAGGAAGACUUGUUGUAUACUCAGAUAAUAAAGUUCAUGCUAUGUUUUGGGAUGGGAUAACCUUGAGUAUGGUCUGGGAUUUCAACCCUGGCUGUAGAGGGAUCCAGGUAAAUGAAAAUGUAGGCUGGUGUAAGUUAACUACUCCUGAUGGGGUACAGCAGCUAAUCCAACUGAGUCAUCCUGGAAUCUAUGAAAGGUACAUCAGAACAGUAAUAGAAUGGUGCAGAAAUUUGAAUGACAGAGAGAAGGUUUCUGAAUAUACUACGUGCUCUGUAAAUGAAGAAAACUGGUCUGCUGAUGCUGAGCUUGAAAAAAUACAGAGAUUUAACUUUUUAUUGGAGAAUAGCAAUGUUCUGAAAAGAAUAUCUGCAGACAACAGUCUAUCUGGUAUUACUGGCAGAAAAACGGGGAACGUGAGCACGCCCAAAGAAAUCAGCAAAGAAUGCAUCUUGGAGGCGUUGGAAAAAACCUCUAAAGUAAUUCAAGAUAUUGAAUCUUUGCUUGCUUCCUCUAAGAAGUGAAGUUUCACAGCGUUUGAAGGCCUGUCUUAGUUAUCUUCAUAGGAGCUGUCCUGCAAACCUUAUGUGUAAUAAGAUUUUGGGGGUGUUAGAGGAAGGCAGGCUUCAAGCACUGGUAGUUGAGAGCCUUUUCAGACAAGCAAAAUGUAUCAUUCAUUGAUGUCGAUGUUGACAUGAUGGUGCAACUUCUGAAGUGUGUGUGUUUGUAUUUUGGUCGUUUAAUUUUACAGAGAGUUGUAUGAGCAGCUUCAUUUAGGACGACUCAAGUGCCUGGGGCAGCCUUUUAACUGUAAAAGUGUUUUUAUUUAGAAGCUUACAGCAUGUUUUUCACUACCCAAUAGAGCAAAAAGUCCCCCAAACUAAUUUUAGUUUACUGUUUGGUAAUAAAAUGUAUAUAUUUAUUUAAA
Molecule: messenger RNA, 2476 nt
Organism: Rhea pennata
Lineage: Eukaryota; Metazoa; Chordata; Aves; Rheiformes; Rheidae
Gene: CZH5orf34
Product: chromosome Z C5orf34 homolog
Exons: 12
Coding region: 210-2072 (620 amino acids)
Source: RefSeq, a predicted model, not a curated record